CCCUAGCCGCCGCCGCCGCCGCCGUUGCCAGAAAUGGCCGGCCUCCUGCGGCUCGCCGCGGCCCGAUCCGCGUCGCGGCUCGCCCCCGGCCGCGGCCCACACCGGAGGCUAGCGGCGGCAGCGAUGGAGGAGUGCUGGUCGGACUGGGAGGACGAGGACGAGGAGGAGGCGGCCCGCCGCGCGCGCGCCUCGGCGCCGGCGCCGGGGCUCGACCCCGCCGGUGGCGGGCCAGGGGGCGUGCAGUGGGUCGUCAUGGGCCGCCCGGGCCCGCAGAAGCACGCCCACGCCGCGCGCCUCGCCGAGGUGCUCGCCGUGCCUUACAUCUCCAUGGGCACGCUCGUCAGGCAGGAGCUCAGCCCCGCCUCGCACCUCUACAGGAAGAUUGCAAACUCGGUAAAUGAGGGGAGGCUUGUUCCGGAGGACAUCAUAUUUGGGUUGCUGACGAAGCGGCUUGAGGACGGAUACAACAAGGGUGAAACUGGGUUCAUUCUUGAUGGGAUUCCACGCACCCGUAUGCAAGCUGAGAUUCUUGAUGAGAUUGUGGAUGUUGAUUUGGUUCUGAAUUUUAAGUGUGCUGAUGACUGUUUCAUGAAGAAGCGAUCAAGGGGCGAUAUCUGCUCCCACUGUGGACAGCUCUUUGAUGUCAGCAAUUCAGCAUCUAUGAACUGCAGCCCCAGCCUUGGGAGUUAUACAUGGCAUUCUCAGGUAGAACCUGCUGGUGUUGUAGGCCUGGAAGCCUCAAGGAUGGAGAGGAUGCGCACUUAUGCUAAGCAGACCAAGCAGCUGGAAGAUUACUACAAGAAGCAGAGGAAAAUUGUGGAACUGAAGACAUCUGCUCGCCCUGGGGAAACAUGGCAGGGGCUCGUAGCCGCCUUGCACCUCCAGCAUCUGGACUCACCCCCAACACCGCACAAACUCACCGCGUAAAUAUUAUUAAUUAUGUUAUGUCUGAGAAGAGUCUAAAAGGAUCUGAAUUCAGAUCCUGCCUGCAGCAUAUCUAAUAUCCCUAUGUUUGUGGGUUCUGGCUUGAGAGAGUCAGUCGGCUAUGUCUUUUUUUUUGUUAUUGUUAUAGAUAAAGAUAAGCGAUUUUGCAGACGCGCUUAUUAUAUGGUUGUAACCGAGAGUUUUGGACUUGCCUUUGCUGCAAGUGUACUCGCUUAUAUGCUCCCUUAGCUUGCUCCGUUGUGGUAUCCGGUGUGGCGUUGUCCACAUCAUUUCACCAGAUGUUUUGUUUUGGGCAUGACGCUGGUAUUCAUGUCCUUUUUGGAAUCCUGAAGACAGGAUAUGUGAUGGUAAAUUUCAGAAGCAUGUGUUGGAGCUAGACUGGUUUUCGUGAGCUCUAGUCACCCAUAUGGAGCAUGUAUUGAAUAUCUUCUGAUUGAUGUAAAAUUUUUACACUAUAUCUGUGAAAUCUUGCAUUUUAUACAGGCAAUUUUUUUA
This is a messenger RNA of Sorghum bicolor (sorghum), 1440 nucleotides long. RefSeq names its product probable adenylate kinase 7, mitochondrial. Bases 34 to 927 code for a protein of 297 amino acids. NCBI's taxonomy places the organism in Eukaryota, Viridiplantae, Streptophyta, Magnoliopsida, Poales, Poaceae. The transcript has 4 exons. Gene Ontology annotation, cellular component: mitochondrion; cytoplasm. Gene Ontology annotation, biological process: nucleobase-containing compound metabolic process. The record is from RefSeq and is a predicted model, not a curated record. Gene Ontology annotation, molecular function: ATP binding; AMP kinase activity.